AUGUGUCUAAGAUUCGGAUUACCGGCUUUCGUUUGGAUAUUAAUGGCUCUUCUGUUGAAGACAUCGAAAGCGAAGUAAGUAAAAUUUGAAUCAUAUCGAUUAAUUUGAGUUUUCAUUGACAAACAUUCGGGUUCUGUAGUUUUAUUGGCAAUGAAUACGGUUUCCUAUGGUUGGUAUGAACUCAUCAAAUAAUGAUGAAUGGCUUUACUAACGAUUCUUUCCCACGACGAAUGCAUACGACGAAAAAUCGUUAUUCUGUUGGCACGACGGAAACUUGGUAAAAUAUGUGCUGUGAUGAACUCUCUCAGUUGCAUUUUAUCGUAAACUGUACUUGACCCAGAAUGCAGGAUCAUUUUCAAACUUCUCCUUUUAUCUGUUGUAAAGAUAUAAGUUAAUCUUCAUCACUAAGGAAAGGAAUUCAACAUCGCUCUAUCAUCGUCGUCCUAACUGUAAUAUUUCGCUGCCUUUUUUACGUUUUGAUGUUGCGCCAUCUUUAAACGAGAAAAGACCUGUUUUCACAUUUUAAUGCGCAUAUAUUAUAACUUAAGUUCCAUACGCUCUUUACACAAAGCAUACUCAUAACAAUAUCUCAUUAAUGCAAUCCUAAUUUACUUUUAGCGGUAUUUAGUGUCAUCGAAAGUGACUGCAAUAAAUGUCUGUAGAUUUUCCAAGACAAGCAGCUCUCUAUACGAAUGGUGCAGCUCUAUACUGUAUGAAUUUUAUAAACAUACUAAAAGCGUAUGAAUUCACCUGCACUUUGUUUUCUUAGAAAUGUAGAGGCCGAAUCGAAUUUUAUUCUUAACGAACCUCAGGCUCGUCAAAACAUUAUUAUUAUUCCUCAGUGAUCGCGAAUUCUUCACUCUAAAACGCUCAGUCGUCAAGAAUUCAAAACAACUUACACCUGGUCCAAGCUCAACAAAUCAUUUGCGACUUUGCAAAUUAUUCUAUGAAACACCUGGUAACAGCCCCUGUAAAAGUCAUUUUUUUUGGCAAGAAAUGAGGUGGGAAGCGAAUCAGUGAUGAAUCAAUAAUUCAUCCCUUGAAUUAGCGAAACAUUUUCGCUCCCAGUAGAAACCAAAUACGAAGUAUUUAUGUGAUGAGAAGAGUUUGAAAAAUAUAAUUUACGGAGUACCACGUGAUAUGACAUGAAAUUCUUUAAGCUGAGAUUAUAAGAAAUGUAUGGCGGACGGUGUUGAGAAUCGAUACUUAUAUUCAAAGAGUAAAAAUGUGAAAUGAUUGUUGCUCCCUUUUUCUUGAGCUGAAAAGAAAAGUACCAUCUUCAAUUUUUCAUCUUUGCAGUUAUCAAGAAACCGCAGAAAAGCUCCAUGAAAUAACCGAUCCUGAUACUUACCACAAAUAUUUGCGGCCGUAUCACAAAGGUGAAAUACUGAAUCAAAACAUUUUAAGGUUGUGGGCUUUAACAAAUUAAACCUGAUGAGCAAACAAGAAUUAUUUUUGUGGUAAUCAACAGGUUACGCAGUUAAUGUCACCGUCAAACUAACUGUGGUACAUUUCGUAGCUGUAAGGGAAAUGAACGAGGUAUGAAAAACUAGGCUUAUUGUAAUCGAGUUAAUAAGAUUAAUGACAAAUACAGAGGUAAAUGUUUAUUUUUGUUAAAAAAGUGGGUCCUUAUGUCCGGCAGUUCCGGAGUUUUGAUCGGUUCAGCCACCAUGCUAUAAUCUGAAAAUUAUUCUUUGUGUGCACAUUGUAUGGAUAUAAUGAUCACAUGACCAAAAGGAGCGAGAAAAAAUGAUUUGUUUUAGUUUACAAAAACGUCUAUAGCGUAUGGGAUUAGAUGUAUUGACUUAUAAAUUGAUCAACGAUUAAUUAGGAAACGUGAUAUAUCAUGAUCCGCUUUUAAUGAGAAAGAUUGAAACUGCACCAUGCCUAACUCCCUUUUAGUUUCCUAAAAAGCCUCACCCUCUUCUACUUUUAUAGAUGAUUUUCGUUCCAGUUUGAUGGACUUUGUUAAAUAUAGUCGAAACACUCUAAAGGAAUAAUAACUGGUUAUUCUUAAUGACAAAAGUAAUGCUUAUCCUGGUAAAUCGAUGCGAUGGAAACAAAUAGACAUUACUGAGUGAAACACCACAAGUAUUACUGUGUGGGUCUUAUUAAAAAGGGUCAGAUAUACAUGUAACAGUGAGAGAAGAUCAUUUGCUGCUGUUUCGCACACAGGAAUUUUCCCUAGACCUUGUGAUCUGGCAAAAGUGGAUGGAUGCACGGUUGAAACAUUCGUUGAAUUAUUCCAUUACUUUGCCUGCAAACGCCAAGCACCGGAUUUGGCUCCCUGACACUUUUUUCUUGAACGUGAGAAGUGCUACUGUGCAUGACGUCAUUUCGGAAAACAGCAAAGUCUCAAUAAGCCCCGCGGGUCUCGUAACUUACAGUUCAAGGUAAGUAUAUUUUGCAGUGAAGUUGUGAAGAUAAAUGGAAUUCCCUUUAUGUAAGAAGAUAUCACAUCCCCUAUAAGGUGAAUCGAAAAAGUUCAAUUCCGCGUUAUCGUUAGCAACAUAUAUAAACUACAGGUACAUUCAGCCCGUUUUUGUGAAAUGAAUAUAAAAGAUCGACUAUAAGCUUCUCACUUUAAUGUAAGUGGGAAUGGCUGCUAUAGGCUUAUUUAAUUUCUCCUUGUUGGCAAAGUUUCACUGUGAUAGAAGGAAACUCGUUUGAAGGAAUUCUAAAAUGAGUGGUAUCCAAGUGUUCCCAGUUAGAGUCUACCCAUGACUUCCUGACUAAUCCUUCGAAUAUCCUUACCAUUACACGCUUACGGAGGCUCCUAAAUCAAGCUCAUCUGUCACACAUCCUUCACAACGGUAGAGCCUUAAUAAAACUGUUAUUCCUUUGGGUUAUGAAGCAACUUAUGAUGAUUUAUGUGAAACCUGGUGGUAUUUACGGAAUGAAAAAAGAAUCGGGAUACUAAAAUCAGAUUUAAAGAAUGUUUCGUUGCUUCUAUUUCUUAUUCAAAGGUACACUUCUCUUUGCUCAUUUGUUAUUGUAAAAUUAAUAUGAUGAGUAGUUCAACUUUAUUUUUAGCCACAAAGAUGGGAAGUGUAGAUGAAUAGACAUCCUCAGCUUCACCUGGUGGUUUAAAGCUUUUUCUUUACAUUUACGCUUAGACCAUGCUCAUAAAUCUAGAAAAAUCCAUUUUCUUUUACAGAAUAACCAUUAGUGCAGGAUGCCCUAUGAACUUAAGGGACUAUCCAAUGGAUGAACAGAUGUGUGACUUAGAGUUAUCAACUUGUUGAGUAUUCAAAUAAAUGAUUUUAUCCAUUGUAUUAAGUACUGCAUAUUCCUGACAUCAACGAGCAAACCACUGCUUAUGCACAUUUUGAUUUCCAUACAGUGCAUCGGUGGUUUGAGAAAACUGUUUAAAGUUCUUUGUGAAAAUCGCGAAAUUUCAGUAAAAUUUGACUAAUUUUUAUUACUCGGGCAUUUUCAGGAUGUGUCGAAGAGACUGUGCCUGCUUUGCUUUUAUGGCCGCUAUAUUUACCAUUUUUUUAUCUAUUGAACCUCUUUCCUGCUUAGAUGCAUAUACUGAAGAAAAUCUCGAGUUCAGGUGGUUGAAUAAAAGUCGAGAUGCUCCGAUAACUGUCAAGGACGAACAUUUAGCCGAAUUAGCGCUCAUCGACACAGAAACCUUAACCAAAUAUGAGGUUUAUGCUGACGGUGAGUAAUAACGAAAUCAAACUUGAUUCUUUAGCCAGUAAUUCGAAUUAAAAAAAGCAUAAAUUGUAUAAUAACAUUACAGUAUUCUUUGAAACUACUCUCUCACUUCUCCAUAGAACAGACUCAUAUCUGAAAACGAUGCUGUCGCACAGAAUUUCAAAACUAAUGUUUGCCAAGCAAAUCUGCUUGCUUGCUUGAUUCUGCGGAAAACAAUCGGAUUGCCUGAAGGGGUUUCCGAACAACUUCGGAAUUCUAGUUGAGGUGUUAGUAUAACAAAGUUUCUCCUCACCGUCAUUUACUCUUUGCCUAUAUUUAGUAGUUUUGUCCUUGUGUUCUCCACAGAAUCACUUUCUUAUUGAUUUCAUAAUCCAAGACCUGGAUUUUUUUUAAAGGAAUUAGGAUCCUUAAUGUAUUUACCUAUCUAAAUUUUAAGUUGUUUUUGUACAAAUCAAAUUAUGGAUUAUCAAGUAUUGAUUUUCGACCUGUGUUAGGAUCACAUACAAAACUCGUGGCUCGUUUUUGGUUCAAACGGCGUCUGGGAUAUGCACUUCUUCAAAUCUACAUCCCUACUAUCAUGCUUGUGGUCUUGUCUUGGUUUUCCUUUUGGAUUCCUGAAGAAUCUGUUCCAGCCCGUGUAGCGCUUGGAAGUACAACUGUGCUUUCUAUUGUGACAUUUACUGGCUCAUUCAGGAGUUCUCUACCAAAGGUCUGUUUUUAGCAACAAUUCUUGUCCUUGAUACUUGUAUUUUAUUUUAAUUUUUUUAUUGUUUUUUAUUUUAAAAACUGGCAAUGGGCAUUGCAUAUAGGUGUCCUCGUUAGUCAACUGUAACACGAACUUUUAGUGAGUCUCGUGAUAGUAUACUUUCAGUUUAUUGAUUAUUUCGGGAGUCUUAUUGUGAUUCAGUUUUAGCAGAGAUCCCUUAUAGUAAAGCACACUUUUAAUUGCUGUUCGCAGUUAUUAAACAUUAAGAAACACCAUCAGAUUUCCGCGAUAAAAUCUGCAUCAAACUUGCCUAGCUAAGGUCAUAUCCCUUAUAAGGAAUCAUUCCGUAAGUAGAAGUUACUCGUGCUGUAUUUUUCACAUUUCAGGUAUCAUAUAUAAAAGCAGUGGAUGUCUACUUUAUCGUUUCGUUUGCAUUCGUUUUCGCGGUAGUCUUUGAGUACGUUUUAGUUUUGCUUAACACUGGAAUAAAGCGCCAAAGACGUGUCAGUAGUACACAUCUCUCAGGAAAUAACAAUGAGGCAAACGGCUCAAAGGUAAUACUAGCGUUUCGCUUAGACACAGCUUUUAUCGAGGCAUUUAUACAAUCUCUUCUAAAAGAUAAACUUAUUCGUGGAAGUUUAUGAAAAUGGGGCCUAGCGAUGCGAUCUAUUCCACGGAUAAAUUGAAAACCAACUUUCUCAACCAAAAGAACAAACCUAAACCAGAACCUUUUCGGACACUUUAUCGUUGACUACAUUUUUACUGCCUAUUUUGAAGAAGAAAAUCUUGACCAAUUUAUCAACUUAAUUAACUUAUUUCAUUCAGCACUUCGGUAAAUUUACUUGAGAAAUUUGGAAACUUCAGCCACCUUUGUAGACAUCAAUUUAUUUAUAAAUGGUAGCGGCUACAAAACGUGAGAAUUUUUAAAAAAUCGUGACUGUACCGACUCCUUUUACAAAUGCCUCUAAAGCAAAGAGAAUUCCAUUGGUAUUGACCCUCUUCCUCAACAAUCUUGCCCUCGAAAAACGUGAUCUCAGUUGACUUCAAACACUCGUUUCCUUGUGACGAGACAAGAAUAUUGUUAAUUUUCCUCUAAUAGAAGUUGUAUCAAAACGGAAGGACUCCUAGUUAUUUUGAAUGCUCGCGCACGCAAAGAAGUACCGAUCCAUUCAUCUCUUAUUAUUUUAAAGACAGAUAACAUUUGGACUUUCUCUCCGCCAAGGCAAAACUGAACAAAAUUUACCUUUCAAGCUGCACCUUCUCUCCCUCGGGAAGAAAAAAACGUUUCUCAUGUAAUGAAUCCCAGUUUCAUUCAAUACCACGUUAACCUCACUGAAUCAAAACACAACCCACCAUCCUCCACUUUGCUGGGGCAAAACUCUUACGGUCAAAACUGUCUAGGAGGCCUAUCUACCUUUAUAAACUUAUAUUUAAUGACCAAAAAAAUUUUUUUUUAAUGUUGCACGCGCUCACUAUUUAACUCAAGAAGCUAGAGUCGCUCUCGACUAUCGCCUCGAGCGACUCUUACGCUUCUUACGUGCAUAGUAACCUCUCGCAUGCAUCAUUAUAUAACCCUGUAGUGUAGUACACUGAUACAUUGUAGCGCAAGAGUUACCUUUUUAUUACACCAAAAAUGUUUGUGUAGACAAAACAAACGCGCAAACGCAAAAAUUAGUCAUUACAUUUGCUUAGACAUUACAUUUGCUCAGGUCUGCAGCGCUCACCCUUAAAAAAGUAGUAAACACAGAAUUGCCCAAUCAGACCACGUGCUCUAGGUUGGUUAUGUUAACAUCGGAAAGUUGCAUUUGUUGAACUAUGUAGUGAAAAAUAUAAGCGAAAUUUUGUCUUGCUUGUCUAGCCCUUAACGAUGUUACACGUACACAAACCAUUUUCAUCCUGUUUAUGUUGUCUGAACCAUGAUCGACUUUGGUGCAUUCAAAUGUUGAAGUUGUCUUUAACCUUCCGACAUCCUUUUUUUUUCUUUAAAUGACAGAUAGACGUGUUUAAUAGCAUACAAGAAUUGCAGGAAAUCAAAGUAGAGAGUCUGGAAUCUUCGAAAGAAAAGUCUAAGAAAGGGAAACAUAGCUCAGUAAGGAAGGCCAAAGAGUAUAUGCGCUAUGCUUUUGUAAGGAAUGAAGGUAGCUCAAUUGACCGAGUAUGUCGUUAUAUUUUUCCUUUUUGUUACGCUGUAUUUAAUGCGGUUUACUGGGCUUAUUAUGAGUUGUCGACAUUUGGAAAGCAUCCACCUUCCGAUAUGUAACAAGUAUGUGACUUCAGACAACACUCAGGAAAGGU
Molecule: messenger RNA, 6664 nt
Organism: Pocillopora meandrina
Lineage: Eukaryota; Metazoa; Cnidaria; Anthozoa; Scleractinia; Pocilloporidae
Source: the annotation of a GenBank genome assembly